This is a messenger RNA of Plectropomus leopardus (leopard coralgrouper), 2093 nucleotides long. RefSeq lists its product as uncharacterized. The record is from RefSeq and is a predicted model, not a curated record. Lineage: Eukaryota; Metazoa; Chordata; Actinopteri; Perciformes; Serranidae. Gene Ontology annotation, cellular component: nucleus. Gene Ontology annotation, biological process: regulation of gene expression.
CCCGGAAGUAAAUAGAAACAACAUUUUUAUUGAGAAGAACUGUUUCUAUACUGCAGUCAAAACGGAAAUGCCUGUCACCGUUAUUGUCCCCUCUCACGUGUCUCAUGUGUGACCAUAUGAGGUUGUCUUAAUCCGGAAAAAACACGUCAGCAGCGGUUUUGUCGGCAGAGACGGACCGUGCCGGUGCUCCUCCAGGAUGGCGAGUUUUGGUGAUUUCCACUCUCAGCUGGCAUCCAUCAUGGAGGUGUUAGCUAACGCUGCAGUGGCUGAGAUCUGUCAGCUGGUGGACGACGGUUUUGCGACCCUGAGGCUGGAAAUCUCGCGCAGCCAGAGGGAGAACGUGGUCCUGAGGAGCAGAUUGCGGCUGCUGGAGGUCCGCGCGGGAGAGCGAGAGCCCACCCCCCCGCUGCACGUGCUCACCUGCUCCACGACAGCAGAUCAUCACUUCGGAGAAGACGGUUCUGCCGUUAACAAAAGAAACAUAAAGUCCACUAUCCUGGAGAACACGGACACCCAGCAGUCUCAGCUGGUGGUUGUGGCGGAGCCGCCGGCGGAGCCAGAGGUGGUGGUGAUAAAGAAGGAGAGACUGGAGGAGGAGCUGAGGGACUGCAGUGUGCUGGGGGACCAUCAGACAGCGCCCAGCAUCAGCAGUACACAUUCAGUUGGACCUCAGUGUGUUUCUCUGGCUGCUGAGAGCGUCCGUCCAAUGAGUGUUGAGGCAGAGCUCCCCAGAGUCAGCGUGUUAGCUCGGUAUGAAAAUCAGGACUUUGUCAGACCUAAAGCUCUCCAGCAGGAGGAGAAAGGGGGACUGGAGGAGGCCGGAGCUCAGGGUCGGGACUGUCAUCCAGCGGACCAGAGAGGUCCUGAUCCAAACAGAGGCAGAGAAAUGACCAAAUUAACCAAAGAAUUAAACAAACAUGUUGUGGACUCUCUGUCUGCUGAUGAAGACACGUCUCUGAUAAAGACUCCAGAGCUGUCUCCUCCAAACACUGGAGUGAAGGGUGUGUGUGGUGCUGCGGCAGACUGGAGGGGUGACGCCGUGUUACCUGCAGUCAAACUGGAGGCUGAAGCUUCCUGGUCUGAAGCUCUCUGCACAUUUAACACUUUAGUUUCUGUCCCUCGAGGAGAGUGUGUGAGUAACAGCAGAUUGACUAACACUAGCGGUCAGCACACAGAGAGUGAAGCAGCAGAACUGGACGCUGGCAGCUUGGACUCCUCCUCCUUCGAUGACUUGUUCUCCUCUCCGGAGGUGGCCAGAUCUCUGACGGCCCCUCACAAACACUCCGCAGAUGCAGUCGCAGGCACAGAGGAGCCCCUCUCGUCUUUCCUGUGCAGCGAGAGCAGCUUCGGGAAUUCAUCCAUGUCCAACUCUCUAACCGCCUUCAGUAACGCCUCCUCUGACUCUCGGAGCAGGAGCUUUCCCAGCAGCACAGGGCGAGCAUUCAGCUGCCAGCAGUGCGGCCGCCCCUUCUCCUCCUCCAGAGACCUGCUGGUGCACCAGCGCUCCCACAGCGGGGAGAGAAUCUACCACUGCCACCUCUGUAAGAAGCCCUUUGUCCACCCGCACCAGCUGAAAACUCACCAGCGUGUGCACACUGGAGAGAAACCGUUCAGCUGCUCUCAGUGCGGCAAGCGCUUCUCGCAGUCCAGCCACAUCAAGAGACACAUGAGCGUGCACACGGGCGAGAAGCGCUACAGCUGCAGCCUGUGCGGGAAACGCUUCUCGCAGGCCUGCAGCCUCAAAGUGCACCAGACGGUCCACACGGGAGAGAGACCAUACAGCUGCACCAAGUGUGGCAAGAACUUCUCUGUGCUGGGGAACCUGGUCCGCCACCAGAGCGUCCACAACGCCAAGUGAACACACACACACACGAUCGCAGAGGAGCACACAAAGUGACUCAGAAAUGAACCACAAGUGUUUGUGCAUAUCAAGCCAGCAGGGCUCAUUUUAAAACACUGUGCUGUUGUUAUUUAUACAUGUUCAUGUUUACAAUAAAACAAAGAAAACUGCCUCCAUAUGACUGUCUGAACACAUGAACUUGGUGAACAGAGCGUGUUUGACGCCUCUGUGCUGCACACAGCUGAGACCAGAG